Anguilla rostrata (American eel) is the source of this 2186-nucleotide messenger RNA. Its product is annotated as olfactory receptor 4D2-like. Gene Ontology annotation, biological process: detection of chemical stimulus involved in sensory perception of smell; G protein-coupled receptor signaling pathway. The transcript has a single exon. NCBI's taxonomy places the organism in Eukaryota, Metazoa, Chordata, Actinopteri, Anguilliformes, Anguillidae. Bases 452 to 1381 code for a protein of 309 amino acids. Gene Ontology annotation, cellular component: membrane. Gene Ontology annotation, molecular function: odorant binding; olfactory receptor activity; G protein-coupled receptor activity. The record is from RefSeq and is a predicted model, not a curated record.
UUGGCUGGAAAAUCUCAAAGGGCAUUUACAUAAUCCAGAUAGAAAGCCCGAUACGGUGGGCGCAGACAUUAAAUGUUUCUGCGUGUUGCUUUCUCUAUAUAGUUAGAAACCAAAUUAACUCUUCGGUCCUUUAGCUUGAACAUGAGGACAUUUUUAUAUUAUUUUUCGAAAUAUGAAGAUGCUUGUUAAUUUCAAGGACAGUUGGAGGAUUUCAGCCUUAUAGAUCGUUGUAAUUUAUUCAAACUACAACCAUUGUGAACAUGUAAUUUCCGAGCUUGAUGAUUUCGGAAUAGGAAGCCUACAAGCCUACGUACCAACAAGCAGUCUGCUUAUUGCAGACCGUCUGUACUUUUCUUGUUUGCAAUUCAGGAGACAUUAUCACCAGAAAAGCCGAUGCAAUAACAUCUCGGAAACUCCCCGGCGUUUUUCACACAUCUGCUAUAAAAGUACGAUGGACAAUACAACUGAAAUACUGUUUGUUCUACAAGGACUGAAUGAGACAGUAUCAACCAAACGCACAUACUUCAUCCUCAUUCUUCUUGUUUAUAUUUUUACUCUUGUAGCGAACCUGACUUUGAUUGUGACGAUUAUUUCGGAGAAAACGCUCCAUGAGCCCAUGCUUGUAUUCCUGUGUAACUUGUGUGUAAAUGGUAUAGUUGGUGCCUCUAUAUUGUAUCCUAAAAUAUUGGUGGACCUUUUAUCCGACUUGAGCGUUAUUUCGUAUAAAGCGUGCCUGGGUCAAAUUUUUGUAGUAUACAGCUACAUAUACUGCGAAUAUAUUACGUUAGCAGUAAUGGCUUACGACAGGUUUAUUGCGAUAUGCAAGCCGCUCAAUUACCACUCCAUCAUCACGCCUCAGAAGGUGAUGAAAUUACUGUUAUUUACCUGGCUUACAUCCAUCUGUGAAUCAGUUGUUGUGGUGGGCCUGAUAGCCAGACUGCCCCUCUGUGGAUUCAACAUCGAAAAGAUGUACUGCACAGCCUGGUCCGUGGUAAAGCUGUCAUGUGUGGACACCUCUAUCAACAACAUAGUCGGGUCCGUUCUCAUUGUUUUCCAAAUUUUGCUAGCAUUGUACAUCGCGAUUUCCUAUAUUUUUAUCGUCCGAGCAUGUGUGCGAUCACCGAAAGAACGGAGUAAAUUCAUGCAGACCUGUUUGCCCCAUUUAAUUACACUGUCCAACUUCUUUACCGCGCUGGGUUUUGAUCUCAUGUACACUCGUUUUGGUCCCACCGACCGUUUGCAUGCUCUCCGCAAUUUCAUGUCCCUGGACUACCUCAUUGUUCCACCGCUCCUAAAUCCCCUAAUUUAUGGCCUGCGACUGAACCAGAUUCGCCGGAGAAUCUUUAGGAUUUGCCACCGGAAAACACAUGCUCUGAAGUGAAUAUUUGUACUUUGUCCAGGCAGGAAAAGCAAUAUCCCCCUACAAAUGUUUUCAUAAAAAUGACUACAGGACAAAAAUAAUCUCUGAACAGCGACACUAAAGGAUUCCAAGAUGCAGCACAUUUUUAGAUCCGAGAAUUAAUAUAAGCCCAUCUGGGUACAGUAGCCUUGUUUGGUUUACAUUACUUUUUUUUAGUUUGACGCAAAACUUUGUUUGGCAUGGGUUGUGUUGCCUUGUGCAUGAACAGGUUGCCCUUAUUGUACAUUUGGAGCUGGAAAACCCAUACAGAUGCAAACUGUGUUGACACUGCUAUUCAUAUUCCAGAGAGUAAAACAUGUAGAUUGUAUUUUAAACUGCAAUGAUAAAAAUACAAUUCAUAAUGUUCCUGUGUUUCUCUUAGAUAUUUACAAAAAUAUCACCAUAUAUAUAUGUUUCAUUAAUAUGGCAUUAAAUAUGUAGAAAAAUGUUUUUAAUGAGGUCUGUUGUUAUUUACCUUUUUGAAUGUUGGUGUUCAGUCAGUGUUGGGGAAACAGUCUCUGCUAUCAUUCUUUUCUCUCUAUCUUAUGACGCAUUGUGCAGACAGACGCAGCCACCUCAAGUCCAGAUGAGGUAAUCAGCAGAAAGUUUUGUUUGAAGAUCAGAGAGGUGAGAAGUUAUUGGAGGACACAUUCUAUGAGCGUGACCAAACUGUGGGGAUUCUGAUUGUAGCCAAUAACAGAUGGAUGUAUCAGACAGUUCAGAGUUCUCUUGGACUGCCUAUGAGGAGCUCUCCCUGUGUGCUCAUUGGUCAAUAAAUGUCACUUAU